AUUCAUUGUCACCAACGCUGGUAAGAAACUGGUAAUGCUGAACAACUUUACAUAUCGCAAGCACUGUGAGCUGAAGUCUGGUGUGAGGCUGCAGUGUACAUCCAGUGUUUCCAGACGCUGCAAUGCCUACCUCAUAUUAAAUGGAAUGGGAAAUGUUGUGAAACGUAAUGAAGCUCACACACACCCCGCUGCAAACUAUCAUAGGACCACCACUGGCACAUACGUCAAAAUUUAGUUAUUUAUAUCUUAUAUAUAAAAUUCUCGUGUCACAAUGUUAGACCUAAGACCUACUGAAUAGGUUACAUAUCCAGUAGGUCUGAGAAUUGGCUGCUAUCUAUUUUUCAUAUCCCUAAGUGAUAAGGGUUGUUCCUAACAUUUUUAUUUUUGGUAAUUGUUUUUUAUUUAUUUUUUUAUAUUUCUAUAAUGUUUCAUUAAAAGUACAUACAACCUUAAAUUUUUACCCAUCUAUCACCAGCCUCUAUUUUUUAAUAGCCAUAUUAAUUUAUAUGUCCAUACAACAAUUGCCGGGACAGUUAGUAUAUAGAUUAUUUUAUUGGAAUAUAAUAAUAAAAAUUGUAAGCCAGGUGGACUUUGUACUAAGUCGUCAGGGACAAACCUUCGUACCUCUGAUUUCCACAGCUUGAUUUAUAAACUGUGAUUCGAGUUGUAGGAGUUGAAUAUUGCAGUAAAAUACCGACGUAGGUCGGCGGUGCCGACUCGGCACAUUGUGAAUUGGCCCUAUAUUAUACUAAAAUUUAUCCUGCAAAAUCCAACUUGACUGUGACAUAUAUCAUAAAUAGCAUGAAUUGCCCCUUAUAACCCAGUCAGUUUGUAUAAACUUUAAAAUUCACACAGCGUCAUUCUAUCAGACUAGGAGUCUUCCCCUUAGUGAAAACUCCAAGAUAUCCGUCAUCCAACGCCAUAUGCUGGAGUCACGGAAUCGCUGUGACAAUCCAACAUCUUUUUUUUUACAUAGUGAUAUCCUCAUGUAGAUCUGAUGGAGGCGAACGAUUGCCGGACGCCUACCAGCUAAAACCACAUAGUGUACUCCACUUGCUACUAGCGCCAGGGUCAUAGGAUUGAAGUUGCAGUCUACCAUGACCCAGGCAGCGCAGGCUCUACAGCCCACUCCUUGAGAGGAGUCUACUCCUAGCCUCACCGUACUUAAGUAACACAGCGUCAUCUAGUCCAAGUUAAACCAAGUUUGUGUUAUAAUUAUUAAACAACUGACAGAUUUACAUAAUAUUUUUGUUUUAAUAUUGUAUUUAUAAUAUAUAUUUAUUAUAAUCAAAACAAUAGGCAGCUUUUCGCUAAAUGACGAUCUUCUCAGAGUAAUCUCCGUAAUAUACUUUUAUUGUUUAAUGAAACUAACGAAUCUUUAAUUCUAAGUGUGUUUCUAAGGUAUUAAUCUUAAAAUAAUAUUAUAAAUAACUCACAAGAAUUUGUUGGUCUAUUGUUAUAUUUAAAUGUUAGUUAUUUUCAAUGUCAUAGUUAUACGUGUUAUAUCCAAAGUUAAUGUUGAAAAUGGUCUCAAAUAUGUAUAUACCUACACAGAGUACGUCCAGAAGUUCAUAAUAUGUAAUUGUAUCCGACAAUAGUAAAUUUCAACAUGUACCCAAGAAACACUCAAAUUAUUACUAUAACUGUGAUUAUUAGAUUAUUUAGUCACAAAAACGAAGAUAAAGUACAAUACCUGGAAACAGCGAGAUAUGGACGAAGCCUUAAAAAUGUACCGGAAGAACGAACUUGGGUUUAACGAAGCGUGUAGAAAAUAUAAAAUACCUAAACCUACAUUUAGACGUCACUUGAAAGGAUUAAAUGUAAACACUAAAUUUGGUAGACCUAAAUAUUUAACAGAUGAGGCAGAAAAUGAAUUCGUUCAGUAUUUGCUUGCAAUGGAGGCAAAUUUCUUUUCUUAUAGCGUUACUGCGUUGAGGCAACUAGCAUACCAGUUUGCCGAAAAACACAAAUUACCACAUCCUGGUUUUAACAAAGCACAGAAAAUGGCCGGUAAGCACUGGUAUUAUAAUUUUAAGAAAGAAUAUCCAUUACUGUUCUCGCGUACCCUGAUGGCGAUAUCACCGCGAAAUAAAAAAUUGUGCAUGGGUCGUGUUAGGGAUUUCUACAAUAAAUAUGAAAAAAUUCUCAAUGAACAUAAUUUAGGUGCUGAUCGUAUUUACAAUAUUGAUAGCACAACUUUAUCUCACGCAGACAAUGAACUGAUUAGUAAAAAUAGAUCUUUAAGUGUUACAUGUAUAUGUGCCAUGAACCCGGUAGGAGAAUUUAUACCACCUAUGCUAAUAUACGAAAGAAAUACUGUAGACGACUCUCUCAAAAAAGAAGCACCUGCGAAUACUGCAUUUGGGUGUUCAAAAAAUGGAUGCAUAACGCCAGAGUUGUUUUUACAGUGGUUAGAACAUUUCAUUAAGUAUACGAAUUUAGAGGAAAGUAAAAAUAUACAAAUGUUGUUAUUAUUAGAUGGUCAUAAUGAAUAUUCCAAAAGCUUAGCUGCGAUGCAGCUGGCGCGUGAGUAUGGUAUUUUUCUGCUAUCUUUUCCUCUUCACACGACACAAUGCCUUCAACCUUUAAGAAGAACGUUUUUUAAGUCAUUGGAAGAUACUUACAAAGAAGCCGCAAAUUUUUGGCUUAGCUCAAAUCAUGGUAAAGAUAUUGAGCAGACCAAUUAUGCGGAAAUCCUUGGUUAUGCAUUCCCUAGAUGCGUUCAUAUGGAGUUAGGAUUAAAAAACUUUGAAAUAACGGGUUUGUGGCCGUUCAAUCCAAAUCUAGUAACAGAAGAAUAUUUUAUAAAAUCUUAAUCCUUAGAAUAGCUAGUGACAAAAAAUGAUAGUUUAUUUAGGCAAUUUUUAUUUAUUUAUUUAUUUUGAUUCAUAUGCAAUUGUAUUUAUUUUAUUUAUUCAGAAUAGUAUAAGCCUGCAAUAUUUACAUUAUUACUAUUAUCUAAAUAAGUAUUUAUGGGUGUAUAACUGUGCAUAACUAUGUAUGUGCCAAUUACUACAAUGCAUACAAUUUUAUGUAAACUAAAUUUAUGUAGAUGACAUAUAUUAUUGCUCUCCAAACAUUCCUUCUAAUACACGUUCGUAUACCUAAAAACAGGCAGUUUUCUUUGUCGCAAUGUUAAAAAGAAUCAAGAACGUAGUGAGUGAGACAGAAUAUCAGCGCCAAAAUAGUUAGAUGACACGGCAUAUUCUGAGUGUCGGCCAUGUUGGAAACCAAAAAUGUAA
This is a messenger RNA of Achroia grisella, 3242 nucleotides long. RefSeq lists its product as uncharacterized. Gene Ontology annotation, cellular component: nucleus. The record is from RefSeq and is a predicted model, not a curated record. Gene Ontology annotation, molecular function: DNA binding. Bases 1710 to 2816 code for a protein of 368 amino acids. The transcript is spliced from 2 exons. Lineage: Eukaryota; Metazoa; Arthropoda; Insecta; Lepidoptera; Pyralidae.